This is a messenger RNA of Physella acuta, 1048 nucleotides long. RefSeq names its product mediator of RNA polymerase II transcription subunit 19. Gene Ontology annotation, molecular function: transcription factor binding; transcription coregulator activity. NCBI's taxonomy places the organism in Eukaryota, Metazoa, Mollusca, Gastropoda, Physidae. The record is from RefSeq and is a predicted model, not a curated record. Gene Ontology annotation, biological process: positive regulation of transcription by RNA polymerase II. Gene Ontology annotation, cellular component: mediator complex.
AAGCUUAGUACUCAGCACCUAGUCAGUGACCAGUAAAAAAUGGCGGAACUAAUACGGCGACCUGAACCUAUGCAGUCGUCUCCCCGGUCUAGUCCGAGAGAUAGAGGCUCCAGAUCACCGGCUUACCCAAGACAGGAUUCAUCAGGAACACUCAAAACAACCAUAAGCCUAGUUCCUGGCAAAACACCUUCUGUCAUUCAUACCGGCUCCUUUUAUCUUGUGAAAGAUAUUCCAGAUGAAGCUGAGAUCACAGGCAGCACAAACCUUCUUAAUUAUUACAACCUGGAACACUCAUACAACAGAUUUCUCAAUAAAAAAGUUAAAGAAGAAUUGAGUGCUUUUUUGCCACACUUACCUGGAAAUAUAGAUUCUCCUGGUCUACAAGACAACAGUUCACUUCGAUCACUCAUUGACAAAGCACCAAUUAUUGGAAAAGAACUUUCUCAGUUGUCAGGAUCUGCCCUCUCUGGAUUUAGGCUUCACCCUGGACCUCUUCCAGAACAGUAUCAAAUAAUGAAUCUUAUGACACAAAAGAAAAAGAAACAUAAAAAGAAGGUUAAAGAUUCAGAGAAAGGGAGUGCACUACAGUUGGCCCAGAUCUUAAAUUUCUCCACAGCAGAUAGUGGAACAGGAGAGCCUGAAGCUAAGAAAACAAAAAGGCCCAAAAAGGAGGAUGAUCAAAAGGACUCCAAGAAAAAGAGGAAGAAAGACAAGAAGAAGAAAAAGAAACACAGCCCUGAGCCAACAGCAACUAAUGGACCAGACAAUGCAGCAUAACAUAGCCCUUGUUUAUUGCAGUCUGGUAAUGGUGUAUCAGUAUGGCAUACAGAUUCAGCAUGAAGUUGUUUUAAAAAGUAUAGCAUAAUUAUGCCAUGAUGAAAAAACGAAUACUGUGUUCUGACAUUCUGAAAAUGAAGUUUUCUGGCAUCAGCACAGCCAAACUGUUUACAUAUAAACACAAUACUUAGGGCCAACUAAAGGAGAUUGGCCUUUCUCAAGUUGUUCUUGACAGGAAAAUGGAGUUAAGAAACAGUAGUUGAUGUCAUCC